CUUGUUUGAUUUCCGGUAGACUCGACGUAGAACCAAUACGAGUUCUUGAAUACUCGAGUAAUCAUUACAGCAGUGGAUGAUCCUCGAUGAUGGAUUGAUGAUGAUUUCUUCAUGCUGAUACACUCUUGGCUCUGAAAUCUCUACAGGGAUGGGAACAUAUAAUGUAGAGACCAAUACAGAAGUUAACAGCCAAAAGGGGGAUGGGGGAGCAGAGAACCAUGGAGUUAACAGUUUCAUGGCUUGGAAGAAUCCGAUACGAGGGGCAUCGAAUACUGCUUCAAGUCCUAGUGAAGCAGGAACAAAGGAAGUAAACUUAGUUCAUGAUACGAGUGAGACCUUUCCUGCAGCUGAUGCGCCGGAGCUGGUUGUUUUUAUUCAAGAGAGUGAUUAUCAGUCAAUCAAAGAUAUCUUCAUUGACAGGGGAGUUCCUUCAUGGAGUCGAUUGAAGUAUAGUGAAAAACCUGGAAAAUCUCUAGGGAUAAUGUCCUCUCUUUCCAAUGAGAUUGAACAGGAUUUUCAGAAAUAUGUAAGGAAAAGACAUGCUCUCGAGGACUUAUUGAAGGAUGGCGAAGAAGAUUCCGAUGAAAGAGAUGAUCACUUGCAUGAUAAGUCCAUCAUAAAUAUGGCAUCCAGGACGCGGCACGUGAAAGAGUUCCAAAUAGGAGAUUCAGUUACAUUGAAGCCAAUGGAACCAUCUGUGACUAAAACAACUGACGACCGAGGAGUGGAAGCCGAGAGUAGAAACACCUUUCACCUUUCUGAUCCAUCUUUAAAUCCCACGAGUAGCCUUGAGGAAUUUAUGCAAGGUUCAAGAUGUCAACAGCCUCAUAAAACUGAGGGCUUAUCAAGGACCGAGGAUAGGAUGUCAAGAAGCCUAACAAAUUCUGGACAAAGCAUCGCCAACGAAAUUACUCAUGGCGAUUGUGAUCCGUUUGCAAAAAGUCCUCUUUCAGGACCAAUACCAUGUUCAGGCAGUGUUUCUCUGCGAUCAAGUAGUAGCACUACCAGCUCUCAUUCGUUUGCUUUCCCCCAUAUUGCCAUCUGAAUGGAGUGGCAGUCCAGUAAGAAUGGCAGAAGCUGACCCGAGACGGCCAAGGAAGCACCAGAGUUGGAGAACCUGUUUUCUCUGCUGUAUGUGAACCUCCCCUUGCUCCUUUUGCACAACAGUAACUGUAAUUCCUCUUAUUUGAUUCGAUUUUCAUGUGUAUACU
Molecule: messenger RNA, 1211 nt
Organism: Hibiscus syriacus
Lineage: Eukaryota; Viridiplantae; Streptophyta; Magnoliopsida; Malvales; Malvaceae
Exons: 3
Coding region: 149-1045 (298 amino acids)
Biological process (GO): regulation of asymmetric cell division
Source: RefSeq, a predicted model, not a curated record